ACGUGAUUCACAGCCCUUACUAUUGUUUAUUGUAAAAAGGGGUAGAGGUGCCUCCUUAGACUCUUUGUUUUCUUUCAGCAACUUUGCACCCAGCAUCCCCAGCGCGAUACAAAGCACAGUCGUCUGCUACGCUGCGUAUCACUGAUAUCGCUAUGUUAUCCAAUGAAUAUGACAUCUACGUGGCGCAAUUCGGCCAUCCUCUUCUCCGUGGGGCCAAGCAUUGGUCCAUCGUGGUCAUGACGGAUCCAAACAAGCUGACCGGGAUCGCGUAUCAGAUCAGCGGUGGUACGGAGACGUAUGAAGUCAAGCCCCCUGAAGGUGUAGACCUGCUUGACACGCCGACAUACAUGGGCAGUGUCAAGGUGGGGAAAGUCGCGAGCAAUAUGGUACAUGGCGAUAACGGGGUCGUUUCACUCAGUUUCAUACUGACGAGGACACCAGUCGUGUUGGGGAACGUGCAUUGGAAUUGUCAGAACUGGGUUGCGGAGGGUCUCAAGCGGUUGAAGGAUGCCCAUCAUUCGAUUGAUGAUGACUCACUGGAGAGUUUGCAGCGGAGACUUAGUUCGGUCCGAAGAGAAAGCCGAGACUGACUGCUGGAUAAAAUAAGCCAUCUUUAAUUUGUUUUUACAAAGUUGGCUACUUACUUAUACUUUCGAGGGAAUAAAGCGCGUAUUUCGUAGGGGUUCAAUGUGAUCAUGCUAAUUGUAAUGUCUUGUUCUUCUCUAUAACCGACCGUCGUUGGACUCAUGGCUUGGCGCAGUUUCAUG
Molecule: messenger RNA, 767 nt
Organism: Desarmillaria tabescens
Lineage: Eukaryota; Fungi; Basidiomycota; Agaricomycetes; Agaricales; Physalacriaceae
Exons: 3
Coding region: 153-590 (145 amino acids)
Source: RefSeq, a predicted model, not a curated record